Molecule: messenger RNA, 470 nt
Organism: Medioppia subpectinata
Lineage: Eukaryota; Metazoa; Arthropoda; Arachnida; Sarcoptiformes; Oppiidae
Source: the annotation of a GenBank genome assembly
AGGGGAUAUUUCUCAUCGGUAGCCACAUAUGUGCCCAGUAGUGCCCUUUGGUGGAUGUUUUACCCCAUGUUUUCUGAAAACAUAAUGCCUUUAUUUCCUGAGAAUACACCGCUUAUGUUAAUUCAAUGCACGUCCGGAUCUAUCUCUGGGAUGACUGUCGCAGUCAUAACCAAUCCAUUGGAUGUGUUGAGAGCCAACAUUCAGGUGCGAAGAAUCGUCGGUUCAUAUAUAUUAGCGAUGAAACAGCUCUGGGCUGAAGAGCACUUCAAUAUAUUUAAGAAGGGAUUGUCGGCCAGAAUUACUCAAAGCUGUAUAUCGUCUGCUUUUAUAGUCGCAGGUUAUGAAACACUAAAACGAUUAAGCGUUAGUGAAGAAUACAGGCAUACAAUCAAAUGGUAACAAAUAUGGCAAACACUAGUCAUCGGGAAUUUGACUCGUUUUUUGUGAUAAAAUACGUGUUUUUGUAAUAU